AUGCAAGUUCCCGCUAGUAAGCGCCGGGGGCGCCCAACUAAACAGGAACAAGCAGCCCGGGCGAUCGGGAAAAUUACUAAACAUGCUGAGGACAGUAUUAAGGCAAGGUUAAGAAACUCAGGUGAAACGGGGGUCAAAUCUCGGGAGUUUAUUAUUGACAGUAGCAAUAAGGAGAGUAUCCAAGCUAUGGAUAACGUCGCGAAGGAAAGUUGGGCUGACGAGAGCUGGGAUUUCCGAAUUGCUGUUGUUCAUGGGGCAAACAACCAUAUCGAUCGCAGGAUUCUUUGGGGCGACCUUUCUCGAUUUGUUUCGGGCCGCACUAUUUUUAUUGGUGAUUUUAAUGCUGUCAAGGGAGCACAUGAGCGUCUCAGUUUGGUUUCUCCGCAUAGGGGUUCUUGUACGGAGUUUUGCACCUUUAUUGACGAUACACAGAUGCUCGAAUCCCCGACUGAGGGUUUGAGGUUCACCUGGUCGGGUAGGAGGUUUCUCCCGAGACAUGUUGAAUCUGUUCUGGAUAGAGCUUUCUUCUCCCAAGAGUUUGCUGAUAUGUGGGACUCUAUUGUGACUUCGGCACUCCCACGUCUCACCUCGGAUCACUCUCCGUUGGUUUUACAAUGUCGACAGAAUGUCCCUACGGGUCGUAGUCAGUUUCGUUUUUUGAAUAUGUGGACUUCUCAUUCCAAUUUUAUGGACAUGGUUUUGGCUUCUUGGAAUCAAUCGGUUGAUGCUUUGUGCCCUAUUCUUCGGGUUAUGCUUAAGCUUAAGAGAAUGAGAUUGGAUCUUAGAGUGUGGAAUAAGGACAUCUUUGGGAAUGUGGAUGUUUCUAUUGCGCGAGGUCAAACGGAUUUGAUGAAUCUUCAGAAUAGAAUUUCUGAAACGGGUUAUACGGAGGAGCUUUUUGAUGCUGAGGUUAGUUGCCAAGCUAAGCUCAAUAUUGCGCUCACAAGGAAAAACAGUCUGUUGCAGCAGAAAAGUCGCGCGACCUGGUUGAAAGAUGGUGAUAGGAACACGGCUUUCUUUCACAGAAUUGCUAAAUUCAAGAAGAGGAAAACGCAGUUAACAAGAUUAUUCAUUGAUGGAGUACUGGAUGUUUAUGAUCCUACGAUUAUUGAAAGGCAUCUUAUUGACCAUUUUUCUUCGCUCUUCAAAGAUGACGGGAGCCCACUGGAGGAUCAGUUGGUAAUUGAUGCUUAUAUUGAUUCUUGUAUUUCGGAGGCACAAAAUAACAUGUUAAUUCAUAUCCCGGACGAGAGUGAGAUCGCUGCAGCUGUUUUUGGUAUGGAUGCUAAUAGCGCUCCGGGUCCGGAUGGUUUUUCGGGUAUGUUUUUUCAGACGUGUUGGAGUGUUGUUAAAGAUGAUGUGAUUUUGGCGCUCCGCCUUAAUGUGGUCGCUGCUACUCAUGUCUCGGCUAAUCAGUUUGGGUUUAUCAGUGGUCGUAGCAUCCAUGACUGUAUUAUGCUCAGCUCUGAGGGUUUUAACUGUAUGCAGCGUACGGAACGGGGUAUGAAUAUGGCUUGUAAAAUUGACAUUCGGAAGGCGUUUGAUACUAUUCGCUGGGGCUUCAUUAUGCAGGUCCUCCGCGCUAAUGGUUAUCAUGAGAGUUUUAUACGAUGGAUUCAGAUUAUCUUUGAUUCGGCAAGGCUUUCCAUUAUUUAUAACGGUCGGCUCAGUGGUUAUUUUGCGUGUACUCGAGGCGUGCGGCAAGGAGAUCCGUUAUCUCCUAUUUUGUUCGGGAUUGCUGAGGAUGUGUUAAGUAGCAUUCUUAGCAGCUGUGUGAGUUCUCGCCAUCUGGUCCCCAUGGGGUUUAGUCGUGCUUUGACUUUCCCAACUCACCUUUUCUAUGCGGACGAUAUCAUUAUCUUCUGCAAAGCUACUGUUCGUAACGCCCGGAAAGUUCAGGAUAUUCUCAAUUACUAUGGAUCGAUCUCGGGCCAACACUGCAGUCAAGAUAAGUCUAAUCUUUUCUUUGCUAGGCGUGUUCCAACUGACAGAAGGAGGGCUAUCCGUCGGGAACUGGGGUUCUCCAUUGGCAGCUUACCGAUGAACUACUUAGGUGUUCCUAUCUUUGUUGGUCGCCCAAAGGCCUCUUAUUUUAUGCCGAUUUUUGAUAAGAUUGUUAAUAAGUUUGCUAGAUGGAAAGGGAGGCAGCUUUCUAUGGCGGGCAGACUUUGUCUGGUACAAUCGGUGAUUCAGAGUUCGAUUGUCCAUUCUAUGAUGGUGUACAAAUGGCCGAAAACUCUGCUUAAUUCGCUUGACAGGAAGUGCAGGAACUUUGUGUGGACAGGGAGCAUUGAUUUGAAACCUAACUGUUCGGUCAGCUGGGGUCGAGCGUGCUCGCCAAAGGAGGAAGGGGGUUUUGGUGUUCGUUCCUUCACUUUGAUGAAUCAAUCUUAUCUUAUGAAGUUGGCUUGGCGAAUGAUAAAAGGGCAAGAUUGGGCUCAUAACAUUCUUCGGUCUAGGUACCUUAAUAGCUUCGGUUAUGCUAAACUUUCUAUUGCGAACUCUACUGUCUGGAUUGGUGUAAAACAGGAAGUGAACCGACUGGUGGAUGAUUCUUACUCCUGUAUUGAUAGGGGUGAGAGCACUUACUUUUGGAAGGAUGACUGGCUUGGGUAUAAGCUGGUGGAUAAGCUCAAGAUACCGCACUACAUGCAUGACUUCCUUAAUUUUUCGAUACAAGAUUACUUCUAUGAUGAGGUGUGGCAUUUUUCUGCCUCCUUUGUCAAUCGUUUCCCGGAGAUUGUUGCGGAUAUUCUUUUACUUCCUAUGACAGGGGAUAAAGACCAUCGAUAUUGGAAACAUUCGGUUAAGGGGGAGGUAACGGCGGCUCUGGCCUUUUCAAGUAUCUGUCAUCGUUUUCCUCAGGUUUCCUGGGGGAAGUGGAUUUGGGAACCGUAUAUUCCGGUUCGUCGCUCUAUCCUGUGUUGGAGGGUCAUUCACGGACGUCUUCCCACGUUGGAUAUUUUGAUUCGUCAAGGCAUGAUUGUUCCAAAUGGGUGCCCCAUUUGUCUUAUGGAUGGAGAAUCAAUUGAUCAUAUUAUGUGGCAAUGCGGGAAAGUGCGAUCUAUCUGGAAAGAUUUUCUUUCUUGGUUCGAUAAAGACUCUCUUUGGGAGUGUAUGGACAUCCACUCCUUUCUGGUUGCGGCUUGGAAUUCUUCUUUUAGCCCGCAAAUUCAAGCCUUAUGGAAGGCUGAUAUCCUCACGAUUAUGUGGAGAAUUUGGGACUGUCAUAAUUCGGCGGUGUUUGACAGUGCUCGGUUUGAGCCCCGUGCGGUUCUUGUUUUUGUGAAGUCUUUUUUUAAAGAGAUGGAUGGUAAUUUCGGUGCUUUGGGGAAUAACAAUAAUACUUGGUCUGACUAUUUGAUAACUAGGAGUAUUGGAGUUUCUACGCGCCCGGCUGCUCCCCCUCGCAUGGUUGAAGUUCACUGGUGGCCUCCUGUAAAUCAUUGGAUUAAAGUAAACACGGACGGUUCGGCACUGGGCGCCCCGGGUGCCAUUGCAGCAGGUGGUGUUUUCAGGGACAAGUGGUCGGUUGUGCGCGGUUGCUUCCACAUUAAAGGAGGCGUUGGAUAUGCUUUUGAAGCGGAGCUUUUGGCAGUUAUUACUGCUAUUAAUAUUGCGCAUGAUCGAAAUUGGUUGCAUUUGUGGAUUGAGGCUGAUUCCAUGUAUGUGGUGCAUCUUUUGCAGUCGAAGUCUCUUGAUGUCCCGUGGCGUUUUAUGGCGUCGUGGAAAAGUGUUAUUGAUCGUCUGCAAAAUUUCAAUUUAUUGGUCAGUCACAUUUAUAGGGAGGGAAAUAGGCCGGCGGAUAUUAUGGCCAAUGGUGAUCGGAAUGAGGGUUGGUGGCCCUUUGCCAUUAAUGAGAUCAAGCAUGCGGUGGCUACUGACAUGUCCACACAUAGUCACGUUAGAGAGGUCCGCAGGUGUGUGGGCUUUUGCUGCCGUGCAUGGGUUGCUGUGGGUGCUGGGUCAGCUGCUGUUUGUGCGUGGGUGGUUGCUUGGAGUUCGAGGUUGUUUGGGCUGGGAAGAGCGCUGCUUUCGACUGCACCAGUACCAGCAGGGGAGUCCUCGGCGACGGCGUUUCUUCGGCCGUUGGAUUCCUCCCGCUGCGUUUCCUUGGUGGGUGGUGUUCUUUGGUUGCAUGUCUUUCGCUUGUUUGUUUUUUGGUUCCGUUUUCCUAGUGCAUCAAAGCCGAGCAACUUAAGGGUGAUGGUUCGGCCGGAAUCUUUGAAGUUGCUUCACUUCCGCUUCGAUGACGGGCUCGAGUUGUCUCCGCCAUGGCCAGAUCGCGAUACCAAAUGUAGUGAAAAGUUGCAGUAA
Messenger RNA from Salvia miltiorrhiza (redroot sage), 4317 nucleotides. RefSeq lists its product as uncharacterized. Lineage: Eukaryota; Viridiplantae; Streptophyta; Magnoliopsida; Lamiales; Lamiaceae. The record is from RefSeq and is a predicted model, not a curated record. The coding region runs from base 1 to 4317 and encodes 1438 amino acids. Gene Ontology annotation, molecular function: nucleic acid binding; RNA-DNA hybrid ribonuclease activity. The transcript is spliced from 6 exons.